CCUGAUGUAUUUCAAAAUGGUUCCUUCACCGUGACCUCCUGCUGCCGGAAGCACGAAGGAAAAUUUCUGUGACAUUUACUGUGAGAACCUGGUCAAGAUCCUGGAGGCACCGCCUCCCACAACACCGGAGAUCCGGAAGGAAGUAGCUGCAAUACGAGAGAGCGGAGCCGGAAGUCCCGCCUUCCUCGAACCGUGAACGGGAUCCCAUAAGGGUCAUUCCAAGCUGGAGGGCGGAUUCACCGCCUGGAGCCCACUGGGAAUGGCGGCCCCUUCUAUGAAAGAAAGGCAGGCUUGCUGGGGAGCCCGGGAUGAGUACUGGAAGUGUUUAGAUGAGAACACAGAGGACGCUUCUCAGUGCAAGAAGUUAAGAAGCUCUUUUGAAUCGAGUUGUCCCCAACAGUGGAUAAAAUAUUUUGAUAAAAGAAGAGACUACUUAAAGUUCAAAGAAAAAUUUGAAGCAGGACAAUUCCAGCCUUCAAAACCAACUGUGAAGUCCUAGGCUAUUCCUGAACUUGUCAGAAGGGUUGAAACGAUUCUCUCUGCACCUGCAGCAGUGCUCCGCUGACCGUGGCAAUGAUGGGACUCACCAUCAGUACUUGUUCCACACGCAAAUGGUCAAGUAACAGAUUCCAUCAUUCACACUAUGAAGAGUCGAAAUGGUAUGAAGUAUGCUUCGUUUUAAUGUAGUCAGAAAUCUAUAUUUUAAGAAAAAUUAAAGCCUAUUAUAAAAACCCA
Molecule: messenger RNA, 735 nt
Organism: Felis catus (domestic cat)
Lineage: Eukaryota; Metazoa; Chordata; Mammalia; Carnivora; Felidae
Product: cytochrome c oxidase assembly factor 6 homolog
Exons: 4
Coding region: 260-499 (79 amino acids)
Biological process (GO): respiratory chain complex IV assembly
Cellular component (GO): mitochondrion; respiratory chain complex IV
Source: RefSeq, a predicted model, not a curated record